Harmonia axyridis is the source of this 1679-nucleotide messenger RNA. RefSeq names its product mitochondrial chaperone BCS1 (gene Bcs1). The record is from RefSeq and is a predicted model, not a curated record. Bases 320 to 1591 code for a protein of 423 amino acids. Gene Ontology annotation, biological process: mitochondrial respiratory chain complex III assembly; protein insertion into mitochondrial inner membrane from matrix. The transcript has 5 exons. Gene Ontology annotation, cellular component: mitochondrial inner membrane. NCBI's taxonomy places the organism in Eukaryota, Metazoa, Arthropoda, Insecta, Coleoptera, Coccinellidae. Gene Ontology annotation, molecular function: ATP hydrolysis activity; ATP binding.
AAGUAAUUUGUAUAUACCAAAAUCUAACUCACUCUACUCUUGUGUGUAGUUAGCUUCGUCGUUAAGUACAAUAUAAGAGAGAUGAAGAAGACAUUUCUGAUAUUUUUGGUAGAAUAAGUAACCUGAUUAUAACUUACCACUUUAUAUUAUAUCAAGGGAAAGUUAAAAGUGUUUGAAAAAAGAAGAAUAUAUUUCUGAUCAUAGUAACUUGAUUAGACCAUAGAGUAUAUAGUUUGUAUUUUGAGGUUAAGAACUUGUCAAGAACUGCUAUAUUGCUAGAGGAAGUUCUAAUAGGAUUUAUUUUCAAUUUCCCUACAACAUGACGAUAUAUGAAUACGUAUCAACACUUUCUGAUAAUCCUUACUUUGGAGCUGGGUUUGGUUUGUUUGGAUUAGGAGCUGGAGCUGCACUUUUAAGAAAGGGAUUUCAGACUUCUCUAAUUUUAUUCAGAAGACAUUACAUGAUUACAUUAGAAGUUCCAUGUAGAGAUAAAUCUUAUCAGUGGCUUUUGCAGUGGAUGACAGUUAAAGGUGCGAGACAGACUCAACAUUUAAGUGUAGAAACUAGUUUCGAGCAAAAAGACUCUGGACAUGUCAAGACUAAAUAUGAUUUCAUCCCCAGUAUUGGUACACAUUUCUUUAAAUAUGGUUCUACAUGGAUACGAGUUGAAAGAACUAGAGAACAACAUACUCUAGAUUUACAUAUGGGAAUUCCUUGGGAAACUGUUACCCUUACUGCAUUUGGAACAAAUAAAUCUGUAUAUUUCAACAUAUUAGAAGAAGCUAGGCAGAUGGCAUUGAAACAGCAUGAAGGAAAAACACUGAUGUACACUGGUUUGGGCAGUGAAUGGAGACAAUUUGGACAACCAAGAAGGAAGAGACCUAUAAAGUCAGUAGUUCUGGAUGAAGGCAUAAGUGAGAGAAUCAUUAAUGAUUGCCAAGAAUUUAUUUCAAAUCCCUCAUGGUACACUGAUAGAGGAAUACCUUAUAGACGAGGUUAUCUUUUAUAUGGACCACCUGGUUGCGGUAAAUCAUCCUAUAUAACAGCAUUGGCUGGAGAACUAGGUUUUUCAAUAUCGGUCUUGAAUUUGUCAGAGCGAGGUCUUACCGAUGAUAGACUCAAUCAUUUACUGAGUGUUGCACCACAACAAACGAUAAUAUUACUGGAGGAUAUUGAUGCCGCCUUCGUUUCUAGAGAGGACACUCCUAAGCAAAAAGCUGCUUAUGAAGGAUUAAAUAGGGUCACUUUCAGUGGACUUUUGAAUUGCUUGGAUGGUGUGGCCAGUACAGAGGCAAGAAUAGUCUUCAUGACCACAAACUACUUGGAAAGGUUGGAUCCAGCUUUAAUAAGACCUGGAAGGGUGGAUUUGAAGGAGUAUAUUGGAUACUGUUCUUCCCACCAAAUUGAACAGAUGUUCCUAAGGUUUUAUCCUGGAGAAAAUGGUGAGAAACAUGCAAAAGUAUUUGCACAUACGGUGGAAUCUUAUGGUAAACAAGUAAGUCCUGCUCAGAUUCAGGGUUUCUUCAUGUUCUACAAGCAUGAAAAGCCUGAAUUAGUUCUGAAGAAUUGUGAAAAAAUAUGGGAACUCUGAAGAUAGAAAAAUAUAGAUUUCAAUCAAAAAUGUUAAAGUUUUUUUGUGGAUUACAUUGUAAAUUUUUCAAUAUAAUUUAUUGUUUUUA